Molecule: messenger RNA, 2269 nt
Organism: Botrytis cinerea B05.10
Lineage: Eukaryota; Fungi; Ascomycota; Leotiomycetes; Helotiales; Sclerotiniaceae
Exons: 2
Coding region: 263-2011 (582 amino acids)
Source: RefSeq, a predicted model, not a curated record
GGUGUAUGUAUGCUGGGAUGUGUUCUGGUGUGUAACAUCCAAUUUAGACGUUGAUGCUAUAUCGAACCUCGAGUCGGAAUCGACAAGGUGGGACGAACGUUUCUGUCUCUUCUCAAAAUGUUUAUAAGAUGUUAGAGUUCCCCUUCAAUCAAUUCCUCUUCGUCACCAGGUUUCAGUCUUUUCAUUCGCUUGCCACCCGACGAUCUGAACUAAUAAUUCAACUUCAACGACAUUCUUUCCAUUUGAUUUUUAAAUUUCAAUUAUGCGCCAAUCGAUGCGAACAGGAGCUGUUGCAGCUCUUGCAGCCUCUACAGCAAAGGCCGCCUCCCUUGCAGAUGUUUGCACUGUCGCCAACGUCCAAGCUGCUUUACCAGCAAACGGAACCUUGAACGGCAUCAACCCAAUCUCAUCUUCCGUUACUGCCAACACUGUUUACAACGCCACAGUCAGCUCUGUAGCCUACGACUACUGCAACGUUACCAUUACUUAUGCCCACCCUGGUAAAGAUCAAGUUGUAGUUUGGUACAACUUCCCAAGCCCCGAUGUCUACAAGAACCGUUUCUAUGUUGGCGGUGGAGGUGGAUACGCUCUCAGCGCCGACCCAACUACAGGUUUACCAUAUGGUGCUGUUGGUGGUGUCUCAGAUGCCGGGUACGACGCAAUUGGUGGCACUACUGUUGAUGAGGUUAUAUUGACUGGAAAUGGAUCUGUCAACUGGGACAGCAUCUACAUGUUCGCAUACCAGGCACUUGGUGAGAUGACCCAACUUGGAAAGGCUAUUACUCCAUUGUUCUAUGGCAGCAACUCAAGCGCGAAGCUGUAUACCUACUACGAGGGAUGCUCUGAUGGUGGACGUGAGGGUAUGUCCCAAAUUCAACGUUAUGGCUCUGAAUAUGAUGGUGCCAUUACUGGUGCCCCAGCUUUCCGUUAUGGACAACAGCAAGUCAACCAUUUAUUCUCCAACGUUGCCGAGGUUAUGAUGAACUACUUCCCCCCUCCUUGUGAGAUGGACAAGAUCGUCAACAUGACAAUCGCAGCUUGCGAUCCUCUCGAUGGCCGUACUGAUGGCGUCGUAUCCCGAACCGAUCUUUGCAUGCUCAACUUUGACAUGAACAGUACUAUUGGCGCUCCUUACUAUUGCGAGGCCUCAACUAGUAGCUCCCUUGGAUUUGCUUUCGGCCAAAAGGUCAAGAGACAAAUGGGCCAAGCCACUGCCGAUACCCCUGCCCAAAACGGAACUGUCACUGCUGAAGGUGCUGCUCUCGCUGCUCAGCUCUAUAGUGGUAUGAUUAACUCUAAGGGUGAGCGUGUCUACCUCCCAUGGCAACCAGCUUGUUCGUUCCAAGAUGCCACCACCAGCUAUGACAACACAACAGAUACAUGGGGGGUUGAUAUUGCAUCUACUGGAGGUGAAUUCGUAACCAAGUUCAUCCAAAAAGUUGACCUCGACAAUCUUGCUUCCCUUGACAACGUCACUAUGGAUACCCUUCAAGGAUGGAUGAACGACGCUAUGGUCUUGUACUUGGACAGCUUACAAACAACUCUCCCUGAUCUCACUGAGUUCCAAGAAUCCGGAGGAAAGCUCAUUCAUUACCACGGAGAAUCUGAUGACAGUGUCCCAACCGCCUCUUCAGUCCGCUACUACGAAUCCGUCCGCUCCAUCAUGUACCCUAACCAAGACUUCAACGCCAGUAUCACCUCCCUCAAGGAAUGGUACAAGCUUUUCCUUAUUCCAGGGGCCGCCCAUUGCAGCACCAACACUCUCCAACCAGGUCCUUACCCAGCCGACAACAUGGCUACCAUGAUCGAUUGGAUCGAGAACGGUGUUGAGCCUGAGAGACUUAACGCUACUGUUGGUAGCGGUAACUACGAGGGAGAGGUUCAAAAGCUUUGCGCUUUCCCAUUGAGACCUAUCUGGGAUGCUGAAGGCACUUUAUCUUGCGAGUAUGACCAAGCUUCCGUUGAUUCCUGGUCUUACACUCUUGAUGCUUUCAAGAUGCCAGUCUACUAGGUACGUUUUAAUACGAUACUAAGAGAUGGAUAAGAAAAUGAAGGACAGGCUUGGUGGGGUAUUUCUGUAGCAUUUGGUUGGAGUCGAAAAGGUCAUCGCGCGCACAGCUUGAGAUUUCCUUUUUCAUUUUGUGUAUAUUCUGUCUUUGUUCAUUAGUAGUAGUUUUAUAUCAAUCAAUUUCUGCCCUCAACUUCAUCUUCCUACAACAUUUAAGCCCAUGGUUACCUGUACAGGUGAACAAAUUAUGCACACCAUCCA